Cryptomeria japonica (Japanese cedar) is the source of this 753-nucleotide messenger RNA. Its product is annotated as secreted RxLR effector protein 161-like. The transcript has a single exon. Lineage: Eukaryota; Viridiplantae; Streptophyta; Pinopsida; Cupressales; Cupressaceae. The record is from RefSeq and is a predicted model, not a curated record. The coding region runs from base 1 to 753 and encodes 250 amino acids.
AUGAAAGAUUUAGGUGCAACUAGUUAUAUUUUGGGGAUGGAAAUCAAUAAGGAUAGAAAGAAUAGAAAGCUUUGGCUUGGUCAGAGCAAGUACAUUAGUAUUGUCGUGGAGAGAUUUAACAUGUUAGAUUGCAAGCAGUUAGUUGUUCCAAUGUUGCAGGGAACAAAGCUUUCUGUUGAAGAUUGUCCAAAAUCUUCUACUGAGAAGGAGGACAUGGCCAAGGUGCCUUAUGCAAGUGCAAUUGGCAGCCUAAUGUGUGCAAUAGUCUGUACAAGGCUAGACAUUGCCCAAGCAGUGGGAGUAUUAAGUCAAUUUAUGGCAAAUCCAGGAAGAUUGCAUUGGGAUGCCAUGAAGAGAGUGUUUAGAUACCUAAAAGGUACCUCUCAAUAUGCUCUGUGUUAUCAUGGAAAUUUGGUUGGAUCACAGAGGACUGUAAGCAUUCAGGGAUAUGUGGAUUCUGGUUGGGCAGGGGACAUUGACAACAAAAGAUCCACAAGUAGAUAUGUAUUCACGUUGAAUGGUGGUGCAAUCAGCUGGAUGAGAAAGCAACAAGUUGUAGUCACUUUAUCUACUACAGAGACAGAGUACAUGACAACAACUCAUGCCUAUCAAGAGGUUGUUUGGCUUAAGCGUUUGUGUUAUGCUGUCGAGUUUAAUGCAGGACAUAUUUCUAUUUGUUACGAUAGUCAGAGUGCCAUUUGUUUGGCAAAAAAUCCCACUUUCCAUGCCAGGACAAAACAUGUUGAUGUAUAA